Botrytis fragariae is the source of this 2277-nucleotide messenger RNA. Its product is annotated as putative heterokaryon incompatibility protein. Bases 1 to 2277 code for a protein of 758 amino acids. The transcript has 2 exons. NCBI's taxonomy places the organism in Eukaryota, Fungi, Ascomycota, Leotiomycetes, Helotiales, Sclerotiniaceae. The record is from RefSeq and is a predicted model, not a curated record.
AUGCUUUGCAAAGUCUGCAAAUCGAUUGACUUCGGAGACUUAUGUUAUCGGUGGUUGCAGUACGCCUCUGCUCCGUUGACAGCAAAGCCGGAAUUUCAACAUCAUACCAAUUACAAAAAACUUAUAGAGUCAGCGCAAGAGGACUGUGAAUUGUGCAUCGAGGUAAAAGAGGGUGCACGCAGAGUAUCCACCGAUGCCGCAAGAUCCAGAAAGCGUAACUUGACGAUAAGUUGCGGACCAGGGUAUUACUCUAAGCCGAUAAGUCAAACAAAAGAUGUGUUCACUAAGGGAAUUGCUGAAAUUUGGUUUGAGUGGACGUAUUAUAAGAACGAGGGCUCUGCCGGACAUGUAUUUUGUUCUGUCUGGGCGGCCUAUCCCUACAACCCGUUUUCGUCGGAAUCUUUUGAAACGGCACGAACAUGGCUUCGGGAUUGUCAUCGCAACCACAAAAAUUCAUGUCCGAGCAAACGGGCUGCUUUAUUACCUUCUCGCGUCAUUGACGUUGGAUCUGGCAAUUAUUUGGGCACACCACACUUACAUAUUAGUGAAGAUGGCGAGAUGGGCAACUGGGCUACCUUAAGCCAUUGCUGGGGUCAGGUUGGUGGCUAUGUAACUAAUGUCGCAAAUUUAGAUCGCAGAAUACGUUCUAUAUCUAUGCAAGAGCUUCCGCCCACACUGAAAGAUGCCAUUAAAGUCACGAGGUGUAUGGGAUUAAAGUAUCUAUGGAUUGAUUCGAUUUGCAUUCUCCAAGGUUCCGAUGUUGCUGCCCAGGCAGAUUGGCUAUCCGAGUCAAGUCGCAUGCGAGAUUACUACAAACAUUGUGAUUUUUGUAUUGCUGCCGAUGACGCAUCUUCUGACAAAAUUGGAUUUCUGCGCAUUUUACGUACACAAAGGGCAAAGGUCUCUAUUUCCAUGCCGUUAGCUCACUGGCGACGCGCAGGGUCUUGUACAAUCUAUCUUCAAGCAGAUCUCCAUCCCCGGUCUGCAUAUCCCGGUCGGCGUCGACCCAUUCUCGCUACUAGAGGAUGGACGCUUCAAGAACACGUUCUCUCUCCACGCGCUCUACACUACAAUCAUGAACAACUUGUCUGGAAUUGCCAGUUUCAGAAACUCUCAGAAUCGAAUGUGAAUCCGGAAAUAUUGUCGUCAAGCGAUAGACCGUGGCAUGGUAUGGACGCCAAAAGAUUUUUCUUGACUCCAAUUCAUGGGGAAGAGUAUAUAUAUGACAAUUUUGGUCCCCCCUAUGCUCGGUUACUCAACAUACAGCAGCGGUGGUACAGUUUAGUCAAUGACUAUGCGGCUCGUGCUCUUACUUUUGAGACUGAUAGACUUUUUGCGUUGGCUGGAUUAGUACAAGAAAUUGAAGCACAGUCCGGAUUUACUUAUUGGGUAGGUAUAUGGGCCGAAGACGCCCAUGCUGGCCUUCUCUGGAGAAUCACUGGGCGAGUAAACAUCCCAGCAGCAUAUAUUGCACCUUCAUGGAGCUGGGCCAGCCUCGACAUCAGCCACUACAAUGAUUCUUAUGACCAUGGCUUUUAUCCAGUCGGCGGUUGGAAACUCGAUAGCUCAAAAUUUAAAGCCAAUAUAUCCAGCUGUGAGAUCAUAACUGUUAAUGGAAUUCCCAACGGACACCUUCUAACUGCGAAGCUCACACUUCAUACCCAUUGUCUUCAUUUAAGUCAGUGGGGAUUGUUAAAUGAUGUGGCUAUAGCGACCCCAGCCACUGUGUUACCAUCAAUCGCUAGGAGAAGGGAAAUUCUGCUAAAGUUUGAUGUAGAACCGUUGGAUAUCAUAUACUGGCCUUCACAACCAUUACUCUCACCACCACCACAAGUCAGUGCUUUGCAGCCAAAGGCAAAAGGUGUUCUUCGCUGGGUAUCUCCUUGUAUCCAUUUCUUCUAUAGUCUUGUGGAAAAAUGGAAAACUCACGCUGUACCGUUCUCCCAAAAACCAGCUCAAGGUUCAUCACCGAAUAUAGCAUUCGCGAAUUGUCAUCUUGUGACACGCGAUUUAAAGCAUGUAGUACAGAGGCUCUCUACCAUACAGCGCAAUUCCAACAAUCUCAUCAUAGUACGGAUUGCAAGUAUCAGCGAUUCUACAGUCAGAUCUUGCGGACGGAUGCGCCGAGAUAAAUGUCAUUAUGGCAGUACAAUGUGUCUCCUUGUCGAACCCGGUACAGAAGAAGGCACUUUUAGGAGAGUAGGUUUGGCACAAAUUUCAAACGUCGAAUAUGGCGAUUCAUUGCCAUGGAAGAUGCGCACUAUCGUACUAGUUUGA